This is a messenger RNA of Chiloscyllium plagiosum (whitespotted bambooshark), 746 nucleotides long. RefSeq names its product CMRF35-like molecule 5. NCBI's taxonomy places the organism in Eukaryota, Metazoa, Chordata, Chondrichthyes, Orectolobiformes, Hemiscylliidae. Gene Ontology annotation, cellular component: plasma membrane. Gene Ontology annotation, molecular function: transmembrane signaling receptor activity. The record is from RefSeq and is a predicted model, not a curated record.
UUCAACUGCAAUAUGAAGCAAGAAGUGGCAGAAAAAACUGGGAGUCAACUGAUUCAAAUACCUUUCCUGACAGACAAUGUCUGAACAGUGAGAAUUCACCCACCAGAAACAGCUGGAAUGAUGAAUACAAUUAUGUUUUUCAUUCUUAUCUUUGUGUCAAGUUCACAUCAAUUAACUGGGCCCAAGGAGGUUCGUGGAGAAGUUGGAGGUUCAGUCACUGUCGACUGUCGCUAUGAUCAGAAAUACAAUGAGCAUAAGAAACAAUGGUGUAAGGGUUGUGUCUUCAUUACCUGUUCUGUUAUUGUUUCGACUGAUAAUCCACAAAAACAAGGUGUAUCAUUGACCGAUAACAAAACACGCGGGAUAUUUUCAGUAACCAUGGAUAACCUGAGGAAGAGUGAUGAAGGAUUAUACUGGUGUGAGAUAGAAGUAACUUUGCUAAACAUAAGGGAUUCCGUCAAAUUAAAAGUUUUUGAAGCCAAACAACUAAAGGAUCAACUGAAAUGUCAGCCACAGAACAAGAAUGCAACAGAACUCCACUUGAAGAUGGGUCAGAAGAUUCAUUAAAUCAUGCAAGAAAGUCCAAAGUAUUUCACCAUGUAUUUAGAAGUUAGUCUGUAAUGUUCUGAUUAUUCACACUUGAAUACAAUCUGAAAGGCUUUGUAAACAAUAGAAUUUACUUCUCGAUAUUUUUAUAAUUGAGUUUUGGGAGGGCACUGUCUGUCUGAACAUUGUACAGCUCACGG